Messenger RNA from Alnus glutinosa, 1711 nucleotides. RefSeq names its product 7-deoxyloganetin glucosyltransferase-like. Gene Ontology annotation, molecular function: UDP-glycosyltransferase activity. Lineage: Eukaryota; Viridiplantae; Streptophyta; Magnoliopsida; Fagales; Betulaceae. Bases 267 to 1637 code for a protein of 456 amino acids. The transcript is spliced from 3 exons. The record is from RefSeq and is a predicted model, not a curated record.
UUUGGCGCAAAAGCACCAAAAUUCGCUCUCACGAUCUCAAACCGGAUCAGAAUCAAACGGCCAAGAGGAGAGAGGGGAAGUUCACGAUCUCUGAGUCUCAGCUUCUCAGAUGCUAGGGUUUAAGAGGGUUGCAGUGCAGAAGAGAGAGGGUUCCUUUUGUUCUAAUUUCCAAUCCUAUUUCAAGGCUUAGACCACCUGCACAAGCACAACCUCCGCGACGUCGUUCACCUUCUCCAACUCGCUCGGUUCAAAGCCACAUAAAGGCCAUGCUGAAAUUUGCAAAGCUUCUUCACUGUAAAGGUUUUCACAUAACCUUUGUCAACACUGAGUUCAACCACCAACGCUUUCUGAAAUCUGGAGGCCCCAAGUCCUUAGAUGGCUUGCCUGACUUUCAAUUCAAAACCAUUCCAGACGGCCUUCCUCCAUCUGAUUCCAAUGCUACCCAAGACAUUGAUGCUCUUAGCGAAUCCAUUAUGGAAAACUUAUUGGCUCCAUUUUCAGACAUACUCGUCAAACUCAACACUGCAACUUCAAACAAUCUUCCAGUGACUUGCAUUAUCGCAGAUGGUUUCCUGGCAUUCACUCACAUUGCUGCUCGAGAACUUGGAAUCCCUAUUGUAAUGCUCUUCACGGUCUCUGCUUGCAGCUUAAUGGGUUUUAUGCAGUUUCCUCGUCUCAGGGACAAAGGCCUCACACCCCUUAAAGAUGAGAGUUAUCUGACAAAUGGGUAUCUAGACACAGUUCUAGACUGGAUUCCAGGUAUGAGAGACAUCCGAUUGAGGGAUCUCCCAAGUUAUGUUCGUACUACAGAUCCAAAUGACCCUGUCUUCAAAGCGACUAUUGAAGCAGUAGAGAGAGCUCCUGCAGCUGCAGGAAUUGUUGUUCACUCAUUUGAUGCGUUAGAGCAGGAAGUUUUGAAUGCUCUCUCCUCCAUGUUGCCUCGUGUAUAUGCCAUUGGCCCUCAGCAACUACUACUCAAUCACGCACCCAAUGACCCUCUGAAAUCAACAGGGUAUAGUUUAUGGAAAGAAGAAACUGACUGUCUUAAUUGGCUUAACUCUAAGGCACCUAACUCAGUGAUUUAUGUGAACUUUGGCAGCAUUACUGUUAUGACACCACAGCAGCUGGUUGAGUUUGGUUGGGGACUUGCAAAAAGCAAGUUCAUGUUUCUGUGGAUAAUUAGGCCUGAUUUAGUUGCUGGUGAUUCAUCGAUUUUGCCACCUGAGUUAUUGGAAGAAACUAAAGGAAGAGGACUAAUAGCUAGUUGGUGCCCUCAAGAGGAGGUGCUGAACCACUCCUCCAUUGGAGGGUUCUUAACUCACUGCGGGUGGAAUUCAACUAUGGAAAGUUUGUGUGCUGGAGUGCCAAUGCUUUGUUGUCCAUUCUUCGCGGAUCAGCAAACAAACUGCAAGUAUGCUUGCAAUGAAUGGGGCAUUGGCAUGGAGAUUGAUAAUGGUGCCAAGAGAGGGGAAGUGGAGAAGAUUGUGAGAGAGUUGAUGGAAGGAAACAGGGGUAAGAAAAUGAAGAAAAAGGUCAUGGAGUGGAAAAAACUGGCCGAAGAGGCCACUGGUCCACAUGGGUCUUCAUCCAUCAACUUAGACAAGUUGGUGAAUGAAGUGCUUUUAUCAAAAGGAUAGAUGUUUUAGAAGAAUGUGACAAUAAUGAAAAAUUUGGGUUUACUCGGUUACCAAUAGAAAGUUUUCUUGGUGCA